Molecule: messenger RNA, 2069 nt
Organism: Nematostella vectensis (starlet sea anemone)
Lineage: Eukaryota; Metazoa; Cnidaria; Anthozoa; Actiniaria; Edwardsiidae
Exons: 6
Coding region: 166-621 (151 amino acids)
Source: RefSeq, a predicted model, not a curated record
GGGGUUCGCUUGUAUAUUUCGUCUGUUUUCAGGGAUAUGGAUACGGGAGGUUUAUGGGGAUGAUGGAGGAAGGUCGCGCAACGGUCCCCCAACCUUCAGAUUGAUGGUAUCAAAAUAUAUAUACCAAAGUGGAGGAAUCGAAAGAAAAGAUCAACUCGUCCAAACAUGGCUUCCGCUUUCGCUGGAGUUCUUGUUGUUUUUCUGGGUUGUUGUUCGCUGAUCGUCACCUCUGAGGAGAACAGAAAUGCAACACAUCACAAGGUUAAGAUGACGUGUGAUGAGGAUUACUGUGCAUCUUAUUGUUGCUAUGACAGCUGGAAUAACUGGAUUUGCUGUAGUGAAACUGAUAUCACAGACAUGUGGUGGUUCUGGGUCAGCUUUGCCACAGGGCUAUUGUUCCUGUCUUUGUGCUGCGGUCUUUGCUGUCGCCGUCACUUGCGCCACAGACGUUAUUUUAUCAUUACAGGAGAGCAGCCAGCCACUGUUAUAACUUCAUAUGGAACUGAGAAUGUUGCCCCGAUUUACAGUAUUGUACACCCCUACCAUGGGUACCCAGAGGCCCACCUACCACCAUACACGCCAGUACCUGAGAACAAAGGGAACCCACCAAGUUAUACCUGAUGUAUACCCUCCAAGAUAUACCUGAUGUACCCACGAAGUUAUACCCACCAAGAUAUACCUAAUGUAUACCCUCCAAGAUAUAACUGAUGUAUACCCACCAAGAUAUACCUCAUGUAUACCCAGGAAGAUAUACCUGAUGUAUACCCACAAAGAUACAAAUAUAUAAUUGAUGUAUACCCACCAAGAUAUACCUAAUGUAUACCCUUCAAUAUAUAACUGAUGUAUACCCACCAAGAUAUACCUGAUGUACCCACCAAGUUAUACCCACCAAGAUAUACCUCAUGUAUACCCACGAAGAUAUACCUGAUGUAUACCCACAAAGAUAUAAUUGAUGUAUACCCACCAAGAUAUACCUGAUGUAUACCCACCAAGAUGUACCUGAUGUAUACCUACCAAGAUAUACCUGAUGUAUACCCACCAAGAUAUACCUGAUUACCCACCAAGAUAUACCUGAUGUAUACCAACCAAGAUAUACCUGAUGUAUACCCACCAAGAUAUACCUGAUGUAUACCCACCAAGAUAUACCUGAUGUAUACCCACCAAGGUGUACUUGAUGUAUACCCUCCAAGAUAUACCUGAUGUAUACCAACCAAGAUAUACCUGAUGUAUACCCACCAAGAUACACCUGAUGUAUACCCACCAAGAUAUACCUGAUGUAUACCCACCAAGAUAUACCUGAUGUAUACCCUCCAAGAUAUACCUGAUGUAUACCCACCAAGAGAUACCUAAUCUACCCCCCACCAAGAUAAACAUGAUAUAUACCCACUAAGAUUUUUCUGUGUUUUGUUAUCAAGAUUAUUCUGUGAAUAUGUCAUGAAAAGUCACAAAUAUAGCUAUUCAAAUAAACUUUAGAUUUUUUUAGCAUUUCAUUUUCAAAUAAAAAAUAUGUGAUGGAUCUUAGUGGAUAAAACGUAGAUGGAUUAUUUAGCUUGUGAGACUCAUGUAAUCCUGAUUAUCCUAUGAUGAUUUUGAGCAAGUAAAACAGAUGGUGAUGGACAUAGUAAUAGCUGUAAGAGGUCCUUUUACGGAAUAGAAAUGGGAAUAGCUCUAUAGGUUAGUUUUGUUAUCUUACGAACCUCUAGCUAGGCGGUUUCAUGUAAGCAACAACAACAACAUUAUUAUCUUUGUUUUAUCUUAUAUAGUAGAUUUUUAUUUUAGAAUUCAAAGGCUCAGCAAAAAAUAUGACAUGCUUGUUUAAGGUGUGAAAUUAUUCAUCAUCCAAAAAGUUGCAUUUUUAUUCGUUUUUACACCAUUCACAUUAUUGGGGGCCGUACGACCUAGGUGCAUACCAUAUUCCUGACCUGUAGUUACGGAUAAAAAUAAAUGGUGUCAGAGGUGUAGCUUUGGGACAGGCAUAAUGCCACACCUGAAAGUAAGGGGUUCAUUUGUACAAUUUUGAACUAUAGAAGGUUUGUAGAAAUUAUUGAAAUAAAGUGAAUGCUUGUUUU